Penicillium nucicola is the source of this 1101-nucleotide messenger RNA. RefSeq lists its product as uncharacterized. The transcript has 2 exons. The record is from RefSeq and is a predicted model, not a curated record. NCBI's taxonomy places the organism in Eukaryota, Fungi, Ascomycota, Eurotiomycetes, Eurotiales, Aspergillaceae. Bases 1 to 1101 code for a protein of 366 amino acids.
AUGAUCAAAUCCUCUCUUUUGCUGUUGGCCUCGUUCGGCGCUGGUCUAGCUCAAUCAGCUACCCUCGAAGACCUUUACCUGGAGAAUGCGCCUUCGUCUCCGCGCCCCUAUGUCAUCCCGCACUAUGCCAACUCGCAUGCUGUCACUGUUGGUGACCAGCUGUACCGCUUUACAGUUACUGGUCCCUCUUCUGAUUAUGCGUUCACUUUGAUGAGCACCAAUGCGCCUUCUAGUGGUUCUUUGGGUGUGUUGCCGCACAUUCACCAGAAGCACUAUGAGAACUUCUUCAACUUCAAGGGCCGGUUCCAGCUUUGGGCUCAGAAGGACUCGAAUGAGCAACAGGCUCGUUUGCUCACCCAGGGUGACUAUGGUUCCGUUCCGAGGAAUACCACCCACACCUUUCAAAUCUUGGAUCCCGACACUGAGAUGGUCGGUGUGAUUGUCCCUGGUGGCUUUGAGGACUUGUUCUAUGCCCUCGGAACAAACUACACCUCGAGCACCGACACGCCCUAUGUUCCCGCCCACUCCAACAGCUCUUCGUCGCCCGAUGCCAGUGUCAUUUCUUCAUUACAGCAGUUCGACGUCUACGCCAAACUGGGCUUUGAGCCCCGUCGCGACUUGGUCAACGGCACAGCACCAGUUGACAACUCCGAGUGGCACACCGGCGCCAACGCCCUCGGCUCCCCAGCUCAGCCUUAUUUCAUCGCCAACAGCUACGGCCCCAAGUACCUCAACUCCAAGUUCGGAUACCAGGUCAUCCAGCCUCUGGUCACUCCCACCCAGGCUCAGGAUACCAACUACACUCUGUCGACCAUCUCGCUCAGCCGCCAAACCAUGGACAACGCCCCUACAUACACCCUGCCCGGAGCUGCUGCCUUUGAGGUUGUGGAGGGUGUGCUCAUGAUCCAGAUUGGUGACUACCCCGUCGCGACCCUGUUCAUGGGUGAUGUUGCCUUCAUCCCCGUCGGAGUGUCAUUCACCUACUAUUCCCAGGUGGCCUUCACCAAGGUGUUGCACGUCAGCAGCGGCAGCAACGGCGUCGAUUCGCAGUUGAUCAAGAGUGGACAGAGCUGGAACUAUCCCACUUUCCCCAAAUACUAA